ACGGAAUAAAUUGAAAUAUCUCAGAACAAGUCGAUCUCAGCCUUGUGUAAUCUAUACACAUUGUAAGAUGAGGGAUACGACGACAAUGUGCAUUUAUUUGGCAAUGGAUAUACACGAUUUAUGAAUAUAACAGACCUUUGAGUUUAUUUCGUCUGGGACGAUAAGACAAUAAAUAAUUUGAUUUAAUGCCAUAUUCAGGUUUGUAUAUUGAUUGUCUCCAUCGGCCAAUAUUAAUAUCUCUGAGACUUGAGUCUUCUGAACGAAAGUUUCUGCUACGACUGACCGAAGAACAAGAUAAAUGAGCUCAAAAUCAGGAGAUGUCAAAGGCAAUAGACGAGAUCAGGUGUGAACUAUCAAUUGGAAUAUAUCCAACACAAAAUAAAGGAAAUGGUGGUCUGUGCAAUACAUUUUUUAGAGGCCCCUCGUGGUCGUUGCAGUCAUUAUUCACAUUUGCAAUGUUAUUGGUAUGCAUUCAACAAGUUGCAUCUAACUGUGAUACCAGCUGUCUUGGGACAAGAACAAAUUGUACAAUUGACAAGAAUAAUAACGCGUCUUUAAAUAGAUGUCAGUGCUUUUAUGAAUACCUUUACGGCGACACUUGUACGAGCGUUGAUAUGUUACAAGUAACCACCGAAAUAGACACUGAAAGUAUAUAUUAUAAUGUGAAAGUAUCCUUUAUUGACCCACACUGCCUCUCCAACUACACGGUUUUAGUGUUGCAAAUGUUCAGUUUUGAGAAUAUAACAAAUGCUUCCAUCCCAAUACAACAAGUAGAGAUAGGCUGUAAAUCAAACGUGAUGAUAGACGGUCUCCAGAGCUUGGGAGAGUACCGUUUGUGUGUCGCAUAUAAUGGAGAAGUUAGUCACAUGAUAGUCGAAGAUUUUAGCUCGCUUGAUAGACGUUGUAUUACCAUCAGAACUGGACGUGAUUGGGGCAUAUACAUCAUAGCUGCCAUCAUUGUAGGUGGAUUCAUUGGAGUUGUCUUUGUUAUAUUGUGUAUUAUGAGAUUAGCCUGUAGUAAAAAGCUGGACGACACCCCGCCCACUACUUCACAUCGACGAUGCGAGGAACACAGCUAGGACUCGCCAAUGUAUGGCUAUGUAUACUAUGAUAAAAAUACAAAACCAUUUUCCUUAAAAAUCGUAGUAUUAAUCAUCUUGCAUGAUCCACCUCACUUAC
Molecule: messenger RNA, 1179 nt
Organism: Owenia fusiformis
Lineage: Eukaryota; Metazoa; Annelida; Polychaeta; Sabellida; Oweniidae
Source: the annotation of a GenBank genome assembly